AUGCAGCGCUCGCGCCCGCCGGAGGGAAAAGGAUGGAGGAAGGAAGGAGACGCGCCCUCAAAGGACCAGCAGGACCUAGAAGCACGCACUGCCUCCCAGUACCCAACAACCCCCCGCCCCGACCCGUCCCCGGCAGCGCGCAGGCGCGGGCGCUCCUCGCCCCCUCCCUUCUGGGGGCCGCCCUUUCACCCUGGCAACCGCGGCGCGACGGCGGCGCGCGCGGGCUGGGAAGCUCUGCAAAGGAUCAUUUCAACUUUGGCAAAUAAAAAUGAUGAAAUUCAGAACUUUAUUGAUACACUAAACCAAACACUAAAAGGAGUUCAGGAAAAUUCUUCUAACGUACUUUCAGAGUUAGAUGAAGAAUUUGAUAGUUUAUACUCUAUAUUGGAUGAGGUGAAAGAAAGUAUGAUUAACAGUAUCAAGCAGGAACAAGCUCGUAAAUCACAAGAGUUACAGAGUCAGCUUAGUCAAUGUAAUAAUGCCCUGGAGAACUCAGAAGAAUUAUUAGAAUUUGCAACACGGUCAUUAGAUAUAAAGGAACCUGAAGAAUUUUCAAAGGCUGCCAGACAGAUCAAGGAUAGAGUGACAAUGGCUUCAGCCUUUCGCCUUUCUUUGAAGCCAAAGGUCAGUGACAACAUGACUCAUUUAAUGGUGGAUUUUUCUCAGGAGAGACAGAUGCUGCAGACUUUGAAGUUUCUGCCAGUCCCCAAAGCUCCAGAGAUAGAUCCGGUAGAGUGUUUGGUGGCUGACAACUCUGUCACAGUAGCUUGGAGAAUGCCAGAAGAAGAUAAUAAGAUUGACCAUUUUAUACUGGAAUAUAGGAAAACUAAUUUUGAUGGACUUCCACGUGUAAAGGAUGAGCGAUGCUGGGAAAUUAUUGAUAAUAUUAAGGGUACUGAAUAUACACUAUCAGGCUUAAAGUUUGAUUCAAAGUAUAUGAAUUUCAGAGUGCGAGCCUGUAACAAGGCUGUGGCUGGAGAGUAUUCUGAUCCAGUGACUCUAGAGACCAAAGCACUUAACUUCAGUUUGGAUAACUCAUCAUCCCAUUUGAACCUGAGAGUUGAAGAUACCUGUGUAGAGUGGGAUCCUACUGGAGGAAAAGGUCAAGAAAAAAUUAAGGGAAAAGAGAACAAGGGCAGUGUCCAUGUUACUUCACUGAAGAAACAUACAAGAAGUGGUACACCGUCCCCUAAACGGACAUCUGUGGGCUCCAGGCCACCAGCAGUAAGAGGCAGCAGAGAUCGUUUUACUGGGGAAUCAUACACAGUGCUGGGAGACACUGCUAUUGAAAGUGGACAACAUUAUUGGGAGGUCAAGGCCCAGAAGGAUUGUAAAUCCUACAGUGUAGGAGUAGCAUACAAGACUUUGGGGAAAUUUGACCAAUUAGGAAAGACAAACACUAGUUGGUGUAUCCAUGUCAACAACUGGCUACAAAACACAUUUUCAGCAAAGCAUAAUAAUAAAGUCAAAGCCUUGGAUGUUACUGUUCCUGAGAGAAUAGGUGUAUUUUGUGAUUUUGAUGGGGGUCUACUUUCUUUCUAUGAUGCAAACUCAAAACAGUUGUUGUAUUCCUUUAAGACAAAAUUUACUCAGCCAGUACUACCUGGUUUCAUGGUUUGGUGUGGUGGACUUUCUUUGAGUACUGGGAUGCAGGUUCCAAGUGCUGUGAGAACACUUCAGAAAAGUGAAAAUGGAAUGACUGGUUCCACUAGCAGCCUGAACAAUGUUACCCAGUAAUGCCUACUCAGAAUACGUUUACCCCCCCGUUUGAUUGGGUGGCUUUUCUGUGGAGUUACUAAUCACAGAAACUUGAGUGGUGGAAAUCAGAUUUGCUAUGUUCUGCUUUAAGGCCUGGAGUCUUUUAGUGUUAAGCAUCUAGUAUGAAGCAUUCACAGGAAUCUACUGUGCAAUAUCAUAGAAGCAAGCAGAUAUCAAGCGAGAAACUAAUGUUUGAAGAGUAAAUGGGAAAAAAGGCAGUGUUUAAAUAGUUACAUAGAAGCUCAUUUUUGCUUUUCUUGGAUUACUUUGGCUCUUCUAAUAUGUUUAGUUACAUACGGUAGCCCUGGGGCCUGAGGUGAAAAGCAUUUAAAUCUUGCCUUCUUUCUUCUAUACUUACUCUUUUUUUAUC
Molecule: messenger RNA, 2128 nt
Organism: Ceratotherium simum simum (southern white rhinoceros)
Lineage: Eukaryota; Metazoa; Chordata; Mammalia; Perissodactyla; Rhinocerotidae
Source: RefSeq, a predicted model, not a curated record